This is a messenger RNA of Galendromus occidentalis (western predatory mite), 1027 nucleotides long. RefSeq names its product muscle LIM protein Mlp84B. NCBI's taxonomy places the organism in Eukaryota, Metazoa, Arthropoda, Arachnida, Mesostigmata, Phytoseiidae. Gene Ontology annotation, biological process: sarcomere organization; muscle tissue development. The transcript is spliced from 5 exons. Gene Ontology annotation, molecular function: structural constituent of muscle; actinin binding. The coding region runs from base 313 to 699 and encodes 128 amino acids. Gene Ontology annotation, cellular component: nucleus; Z disc; cytoplasm. The record is from RefSeq and is a predicted model, not a curated record.
UCAGGCAGGGUGCGGUUAUCCUGCUCAGCGGGAUGGUGCUCCAAAAAAUCGCACGGUUCCGUUAAAAAAGGAUAAUACGUGUUACGCAAGUUCUUGACUUCGACUUCAUCGUCCUGAUCGAGUAUCGGCUCCGGCUCUGGGUCGUCCUGACCGGGAGAAACUGGAGUUUCGACUUGGACGAGCCUGCAAUGGAAUCUCGGACUCAACGCGACGUACGUGUCGGACAGCUCUGGCGCUGCGGAAUCCACCGCAUCCCGGUGAUCUCAUUCCGACCUAACCUCCUACUCCAUUGUCAAGACCACAUCCUGAAGGAUGCCCUUCCAAGCAACAGAAGCAGCCCGCUGCCCCAAAUGUGGACAUCAGGUAUUCGCUGCGGAGGAAAUGCUCGCCGCUGGAGCGAAGUGGCACAAAAUUUGUUUCACUUGCGGCCUCUGCAAGAAACGGCUAGAUUCGACCAACUCGACUGAGCACAACGGCGACCUAUGGUGCAAGAUCUGCUAUUCCCGAAAAUUCGGACCGAAGGGAGUUGGCUUCGGCUGCGGUGCCGGCACAUUGAACAUGGACAAGGGCGAAAACUUCGGCAAUCAAGAAUCCGCCGGGAACAAACCCAUGGACCCGUACUACGGGAUGAACUCCAAAUUCGUGAACCUGGUUCUGUUCAACAAAAGUCCUGGUGGAGCAUCACCCAAACCACAAUGACGAGUGAAUUGCAACUUGGGUUAGUGAGCGGUGGUGAAGGAAAAGCCCAAGAUCACCUGAAAAGUCUAGGUAUUUUAAGGCACAGCCGGGAGGAUAUGAAACUGAGAGAUCCCCGAAGCAGCAAGAGGUCGACGAGCAAGGGCUCACUCUCAAUCCAGUAAAUUCUGGAGACCCUCGCCACAGCUGUCUUCUGUAAAGAAAUCACAUAACGGACUACGACUCGACCCGCUGUCGUAACGGCGGGAGCCGUGAGAUCGCUUUGGUGUCGUCAUUUCAGGCGCUCCUCCGGGUAUGUAGAGCUCCCGUGAAUAAAUUAUGUAAAUUAUGU